AUGGCUGUCGAAAACAACCCAAUCCUUCCCGUCAAGGGCAAAAAGAACACGCUCAUCACGAGCGCCUUGCCUUACGUCAACAACGUCCCCCAUCUAGGAAACAUCGUCGGAAGCGUCCUGAGCGCCGAUGUCUUCUCUCGCUUCAGCAAGCUGCGCAACCGUCCGACGCUGUACAUCUGCGGCACCGACGAGUACGGCACGGCAACGGAGACCAAGGCGCUCGAGACGGGCCAAACUCCCCAGGCGCUCUGCGACGAGUUCCACGUCAAGCACAAGGAGGUCUACGACUGGUUCGAGAUCGGCUUCGACUAUUUUGGACGCACCACGACGGAGAAGCAGACGGAGAUUGUCCAGGACAUAUUUCUGAAACUGCACGAGAAGGGCUUUCUCGAAGAGCGGACGACGACGCAGCCGUACUGCGAGAAGCACGACGGAUAUCUUGCCGAUCGAUUCGUCGAGGGCACCUGCCCCAAGUGCGGCUACGACGAUGCGAGAGGAGAUCAGUGUGACAAGUGCGGCGGCCUGCUCGAUCCCUUCGAGCUCAUCAAACCGCGGUGCAAGAUCGACGGUGCCCAGCCGGUGCCGAGGGACACGAAGCACAUUUUCAUGAAGCUCGACAAGCUCCAGCCAGACAUCGAGAAGUGGUUUCUGGAAGCGCACAAGAAGCAUGGCUGGCCACAGAACGGCGUCAGCAUCACGCAGUCCUGGCUGACGAAAGGCCUCGAGGGCCGCAGCAUCACCCGAGAUCUCAAAUGGGGCGUGCCAAUCCCGUUGCCUGGCUAUGAGAAGAAGGUGAUUUACGUCUGGUUCGACGCCUGCAUAGGGUACCCCUCCAUCACGGCAAACUACACCGACGAGUGGGAGCAGUGGUGGAAGAACCCGAACGACGUCACGCUCUACCAGUUCAUGGGCAAGGACAACGUCCCCUUCCACACCGUCAUCUUUCCCGGCUCCGAGAUCGGUACCGGAUACAACUGGACGAUGCUCAACCACCUGUCGACGACGGAGUACCUCAACUACGAGAACGGCAAAUUCUCCAAGUCGCGCGGGAUCGGCGUGUUUGGCAACCAGGUCAAGGAUAUCGGCAUCUCGUCGUCGGUGUGGAGAUACUACCUUCUCUCGAACCGUCCCGAGACGAGCGAUACCCAGUUCGAGUGGCACUCGUUUGCGCUCGCCAACAACAGCGAGCUGCUGGCCAACUUUGGCAACUUUGUGAACCGCAUCGUCAAGUUUGUGAACGCCAAGUGCGACAGCACCGUUCCGGUCUUUUCCGCCUCGUACUCGGACGAGACCUUUGACUUUGCCGCCUGGAUUGGCCGGGUCAACACGUUGCUGAAAGAAUACGUCGACCUGAUGGAAGCCGUCCACCUGCGCGCCGGCGUCAAGAAACUUAUGGAAAUCAGCAGCGAGGGCAACCUCCUGCUGCAGCAUCGUCUGGACAACACGAAUCUCGUGGAGAAGAAGGAGCGGACGCACACCGUCAUCGGACUGGCACUGAACCUCUGCCACCUGCUGGCUUGCCUAGCCUCACCGUACAUGCCGUCGACGGCCGAGGCGAUCUGCGAGCAGCUCAACGCGAGCAUGGGAUUCAUACCGGACACCUGGGAACCGGAGGCGCUCAAGGGUGGCCACAAGAUUGGCAAGGCCGCCCAUCUGUUCACGCGGAUAGAGGACAAGAAGGUGGCGGAAUGGAAGGAGGCCUACGGCGGAUCGGCCGAGUCGCGCGCCGCCGAGGAGGCGGCAAAGAAGAAGAAGCAAGAGGAGAAGGAGAAGAAGAAGGCGAAGAAGGCGGCCAAGGCAGCGGAGGCGGCCAAGGCAGCGCUGGAAAAGAAGACGGCCGCAGCGGCGAACGAGCCGGCGGAGAAGGGGGCUGCCGGUACGGAUGCCAAGGCCCAGACCCAGAAGGACGGGACGGCGGCAGAGGUGACGAAAGAGUUGCCCAUCCGGGGCAAGCAGUAG
This is a messenger RNA of Drechmeria coniospora, 1959 nucleotides long. RefSeq names its product methionyl-tRNA synthetase. Gene Ontology annotation, molecular function: methionine-tRNA ligase activity; ATP binding. The coding region runs from base 1 to 1959 and encodes 652 amino acids. The transcript has a single exon. The record is from RefSeq and is a predicted model, not a curated record. NCBI's taxonomy places the organism in Eukaryota, Fungi, Ascomycota, Sordariomycetes, Hypocreales, Ophiocordycipitaceae. Gene Ontology annotation, cellular component: cytosol; aminoacyl-tRNA synthetase multienzyme complex. Gene Ontology annotation, biological process: methionyl-tRNA aminoacylation.